Paramuricea clavata is the source of this 2023-nucleotide messenger RNA. The record is from the annotation of a GenBank genome assembly. NCBI's taxonomy places the organism in Eukaryota, Metazoa, Cnidaria, Anthozoa, Malacalcyonacea, Plexauridae.
AUGAGCCAAACUGAACAGUUGUCAUUGCUUGUACGAUUUGUUUGGAAUGGCGAAGUUGAGGAACGUUUGCUGGCGAUGAUGCCGAUGAAUGAAACAACAGCAGAAGCUCUUUUUGAGGCUGUCACCCAAAAGCUACAGCAACAUGGAAUAGAUGUUGCUCACUUGCGUGGACAGUGUUAUGACGGUGCAAACAAUGUAGCAGGAGUGCACACUGGCCUGCAAGCACGAAUCAAACGAGGUUUCACCUUCUGCUCUCUAUACUCAUUGCUAUGCACAUAUUCUCAACCUUGUCAUUGUGGACACUAUGAGCAAAAACAAGAUUGCCCGAGAUUUCUUUGGAACGUUACAGAACUUGUAUGUCUUUAUCCAGUCUUGCCCAAAGCGACAUAGUGUUUAUGUGAAGAAUCAGAGGGAAAUUAAUGCCCAUGCCGGAGGAGGAGAAAAAAUGGAGUAUACCCUUAAGAAGCUAUCUGAUACCAGAUGGGCUUGUCGUGCAGACAGUAUAGUAGGAAUACACCGUACUUUAGAUGCUGUAAUUGCAACGUUGAAGGAGGUUAGGGAAAAUGAAACAAAGGCGGCCAUUGCAGCUGAGGCAAAGGGACUGCUGCAAAAUGUUCAAGACUUUGAAUUCAUUGUAGCUCUAGAGGUAAUUUGAAUAAUUGAACUGUUAAUUUUUAAAAAAAAUAUGCGUAUAAUGAAAACUGUUUGUUCUUUUUAAUUUGUUCUAUUUUAUCGCAGGUGCUAAAAAAGGUGCUGCAUCUUCGUAAAGGGGUUUCAGACAAGGUUCAGUCCGAAGGCCUCGACGUUGUUUCAGGAUGUGAGAGAGUAGCUGAUCUUCUUACUGCAAUUAAGGCUCUUCGAUGCGAUGUGAAGUUUGAAGAUUUCUGGCUUGCAACCCUAGAGAGAUGCGCAAAAUUGGGAAUCGAGGAGCCAAAAGAAAAGCGUCCUCGCAAGUAGGGGUGCACCGGAUUUCAAAUCCGGCCGGAAUUCCGGCCGGAUUUAAAUUUCUGUUUUCACCUUAAAAAAUUUACCAAGAAUGGGAUAAACCAUCAAUUUGGCAGCUUCAACGUUUAAAAAACACUUAUAUUAUUAUAAAAUAUUAAGUUAUUAACAAAAAGAUAUUUAAAAAAGGUUUAAACACAAUCAAAAAUCUAAACUGACACCAACUAAAAAUAGUAAAAAGUACUGAUUUAUCCCUAAUUGUCCCCAUUACCGGUUUAUUUCAAAUCCGGCAAAUCCGGCCGGAAUUUCGGCCGGAAUUUUUGUCCAAAUCCAGUAAAUCCGGUUCCGGCCGGAUUUGAAAAUUCCAAAUCCGGUGCACCCCUACUCGCAAGGUUCCUCGGAGACUGGAUGAGAACCCAGAUACAGCCGCUCAGGUUUCAGUCAAAGACAAGUUUAAAAUUUUCUUUUUCUACAAUGUGAGUUUUUAAAACGAUUCAUAAUGUGACCAAUGUCUUAGAGGUGGUAAAUUUCACAAUCUUUAUUUAAUUAGGUACUGGACCUGAUGAGCAACUCGAUUGAAACUCGUUUUAACAUGGAAAAUACAGCUGUCCUCAAAGGCCUCGGAUACCUACAUCCUGCUCGAAUAUCGCAUUCACAAGCAUGGGAAAGCAUUUCUGUAGCGGUAAAAUGGUUCCAGAAUGAUAUUGAUUUGGAGAGUGAAAUAUUUUCGUUACAGCUAUCAUCAUUGGUAACAGACGUCAUUGAAAAGGCCGUAUCUGAGAAACGGAAUCCCGAUUUUCUUGAUUUGUUCAAGGCUUUACAGGCUGAACCCCAGUGUUAUGGUUGUGUUAGCAAAUUGAUGAAAAUUGCUUUAACACUUCCAAUCACUUCAUGUAGUGCCGAAAGAGUGUUUUCGAAGUUGAAGAUAGUCAAAUCGCGACUGAGAUCUACUAUGAAUCAAAACAGGCUUGAAAACCUUAUUCACAUGUCGGUGGAAGUGGAUUUGCUGGAGAAUCUUGACUUGGACAGCCUAGUUCAGAAGUUUACUGAUUGUGCUCCCAGAAGAAUGAAUUUGGUUUAG